Molecule: messenger RNA, 2571 nt
Organism: Lampris incognitus (smalleye Pacific opah)
Lineage: Eukaryota; Metazoa; Chordata; Actinopteri; Lampriformes; Lampridae
Gene: rabep2
Product: rabaptin, RAB GTPase binding effector protein 2
Exons: 12
Coding region: 157-1587 (476 amino acids)
Biological process (GO): endocytosis
Cellular component (GO): intracellular membrane-bounded organelle
Molecular function (GO): GTPase activator activity; growth factor activity
Source: RefSeq, a predicted model, not a curated record
GAAAGGAAGAGGUGGGGGGGGAGAAAGAAGAAAACCCAAUUCCGAUUUCCUCGCCUAAUGCCUCGUAUGAAAUGUCUCGGGCGGGUCUCUGAAGACGUCUAAUCCCCCGCUUUUCCCACCACCGGCUGCCGUCUCGACCCACCGACCGUGUUUGUGAUGGAGCCGUCCGCCGAGACGACCGACGCCGAGAGGGACGUCGCAGAGGAGAGCCUGCAGGCUCAGCUAGCUGAUUACCAAGCUCAGGCGGAGCACUGGCAAGGUGUGGCGACUAUCUGUGAGCUGAGCAAACAGGAGGAGCUGACAGAGCUACAGAAACAAUGUGACCAAGAGAUCCAGUCUCUCCAGGAGGCACUGAGAGAAACGGUGGCGCAGUAUGAGGCCAGGAUAGCUGCUCUGCAGUCCGAGUCUGUGGAUGGGAUGAGAGCUAGCGGACGGACCCAGACUAGUGGAAGGAAAGGCUCCAUGAAUGUGACAGCUGCCCGUCGAGAAUCUUUGGAGCCCCUUACAAUAAGCCAGCCAGAAAGAGAGAGGGGGGGGAUGUCAGACAGUCCCCAAAGCCAACCGACAGAGCCUGAGGGGGCAGUGGAAGGAGAGAGGGUGGGGCUUCUCACUGAGGGCUAUUUCUCCCAGCACUGUGAUUCGGCCUCACUGUCCUCCUUCUCUUUGGACACACCCUCUCUGCCCAGAAAACCACCCCCACAGGAAGACACUGCUUCCUUGGUUUCAACAGGAACUCUGGUCCCGGAGGCCAUCUAUCUGCCACCAGCUGGCCACCGGCUGGUCACACACAGUGACUGGGAUGCAUUAAAUGCUCAGGUGUCGGAGCUGCAGGGGGAGGUGAGUCGGCUGCAGGCUGAGAGGGAGGAGUUGGAGAAAGAGUUGGAUAAACAGACCAUCCAUACACACAAACAGGUAUCAUUACUUCAGUCUCAGGUCCAGACUUCAGAGACCGUCCUCCACGAGUUGCAGAUGUCUUUCAGCCAAUCACAGAAAGCCGUCCAGAGCCGGCUGACAGAGCUGUCCCUGUCGCAGAGGAAGAUGUGCAGUGAGCUGUCUAGACUAAAAGGAGAGGAGAUUGUGGAGGCGGGACUAGACACUAACACAACUCUCUCAGCAACACUGCAGGGGGCGCACUGUGAAGAGCGCCUUCGGAUUGAGAUAGUGAACCUGAAGGAGCAGUUGGACACCCGGACAGAGGAGAGCGAAGUUUUAGAGGUGCAGCUAUCCAGUCUGAAGACGGAGACGGAGAGGAUCCAGGGCCAAAGGGACCAUUUGCAGGCAGAGCUGCUGGCCUGCCGCACCGAGCUUGAAGCCCUGCGGGUCGCACUUUCUCAUAUGCAGAGCAACAGCAAGGCGCUUAGCAGUGACAAGGUGACAUUGCAGCAUCAGUGUCUUGAGCUGAGGAGCCAGGUCAUUAGUCUGCGCUCACAAAUCGACACCAGCCAGACUGUGCAGAGAGACUUUGUCCAGCUCUCCCAGGCGUUGCAGGUGAAGUUGGAAUUAAUCCGCCAGGCUGAAACACUUGAACAAGUGAAGGAAAUCCUGGGAGAGGGACUCUGCAAAGAUGAGCCUUUGUCCACAACGUGAGUCUCAGGGUGCCACAUUGGAAUCAAAGCCACCAAAUAAAAUGAGGAAUUACAAGAGUGAUCAAUAACAGUCAAGCGUGCAUUACCAAAGCAACACAGAAUUUGGACAAAACGGCAGAAUGACCACUGGGAUUGUUGUUGCUGCUACUCUGGCUAUUGCUUUUCUCGUGACUUGGGGGGAUGGCUCAGUUGUUCUUAAACGGUUUUUGUUUGCUGCAGAGAUACGUGAAUUUGACGACCAAACCACUGCUCACUGACCAAACAAAUACUUAGACGGGAGUGUUUGAUAACAAAUAUUUCUGUGACACUGUAUUAAACGACCUCACACUACCUUUUUUCUUUGUACCUGAGAUGAAAAUAUUUGUGCAUGCACAUUUUAGCCUUUUUUAUUAUUAUCAUAAUAUUAUUAUAUAUUUAUAAAAGCGACAAGUGGAACCAGCAGAACACUCGACACAGUAUAAUGAAUCUCUUUGCACUGUACAGUUAAUGAACAAGAUGCAUAAAUUGACAUCCAUGUACCUAUGCAGGAGUAUUUUACUUUCUCUUUGUGACCAAAUACAAAGCCAUUUAGAAGUGAUGAAUCAUGCUGCAACGAUGAAGUCACAUGUCUAAUGAUAUUUAUGAAGUGGUAACGGCAGACUUGAUGACUGUUAUAGUUGAUAUGAAACUGACUACGCAAACACUGGCUCAAAGACUUACAUGAGCCGCAGGUCAGAUGUAACGCUACUUUCUAUUCUAUAGCAUAAUAAUAUAUCAUUCUUUACUCUUUCCUGUAAGAGCUCUUAACCACGGUUCAUACAAUAUUGUGAAAGUUGGUUGAGAAGAAGCCGCUUGACUCUAAAACAUAUCAAGAAAUGUGAACCGUCAUUAUAUUUGUGUUAAUGUAUAUUGAGAAAAUUCUCAGUCUUUGGGUAUUAAGCUUAUGCUCAUAGCCAAACGACACGUUAUUGUAACCAAUCCUGUUUUACACAGAGUAAAUCUCACU